Molecule: messenger RNA, 390 nt
Organism: Microthlaspi erraticum
Lineage: Eukaryota; Viridiplantae; Streptophyta; Magnoliopsida; Brassicales; Brassicaceae
Source: the annotation of a GenBank genome assembly
AUGAGGAGGAGGAACGGAGAUGGUGGUUCCAGCUUCAAUCUGACCUUGACCAAUGAGACGCCAAUGCCUCUCCACACGGCGGCUAAGAGCCACCUUUUCUCCAAUAGUGGUGCACACCGGAGACGUCACCACCUUUUCUCAAUCUCAAUAUCUUGGGUCUAUCCCGAGCAGAUUCAGAUCAGUUUAGAUUGGCCAACGAGGAUGAAGAUAUGCCUCGGGAUAGCAAGAGGCCUGGCUUAUAUCCAUGAAGAUUUGAGGCUAAAGAUUCUCCACAGAUACAUAAAAGCUGCAAACAUCUUGCUGGACAAGAAACUGAGCCCUAAGAUAUCAGAUUUCGGUUUAGCCAAGCAACAUGAUGAGAAAAUGAAACCAAACAGCAUAGAGAUAUAA